This is a messenger RNA of Teleopsis dalmanni, 795 nucleotides long. Its product is annotated as myosin-2 essential light chain. The coding region runs from base 226 to 669 and encodes 147 amino acids. Gene Ontology annotation, cellular component: myosin II complex. Gene Ontology annotation, molecular function: calcium ion binding; myosin heavy chain binding. The transcript is spliced from 3 exons. The record is from RefSeq and is a predicted model, not a curated record. Lineage: Eukaryota; Metazoa; Arthropoda; Insecta; Diptera; Diopsidae.
UUUAUGUGUAAUAAAAUUGUUGAAUAUAUUCAAGAACUUAUUAAAAAUUAUAUUGAAACUUGACAACAUUGCACAUUCGGCAAGUUCAACUUAACGAAGAAAUGAAAGUCAAUGAUAACCGCAGUGAACACAUACAUUCCUAAAGUUGAGUUUGCUGGAAAAAUUGCGACUAUUUGGAGUUAUUGUUAAGGUUUUUACUUAAAAUUAAUUAUAAUAAUUUAAAAAAUGGCAAAUUACUCAGAAGAUCAAUUGGCUGAAUUCCAAGAAGCCUUCAAUUUGUUCGACAACAGAGGAGAUGGCAAAAUUCAAUUGAGCCAGGUUGGUGAAUGUUUACGUGCCUUGGGCCAGAAUCCCACUGAGUCAGAUGUUAAGAAAUGCACUCAUCAGUUGAAGCCUGAUGAACGUAUCUCAUUCGAGGUGUUUCUUCCCAUUUACCAAGCUAUUUCAAAGGCGCGCUCUGGCGAUACUGCUGAUGAUUUCAUCGAAGGUCUCCGCCAUUUCGAUAAGGAUGCAAGUGGUUUAAUUUCAACCGCUGAGCUGAGACAUUUGCUAACUACUUUGGGUGAGAAAUUAACGGAUGAAGAAGUGGAGCAAUUGUUGGUUAAUCAAGAAGAUUCACAAGGAAAUGUCAACUAUGAAGAGUUUGUACGCAUGGUUAUGAACGGUUAAGAAAUUCUACAUACUAGACAUUUGCGUUCAUAUUAAGAAUUGCAAAAAUUCCAAAUUAAAAAGUUUUCAAUAUUAUUUAUAAUAAAAAUUAAAGUAUUUCCAUUAUCCACUAUUAAUAUUUUUUAU